Molecule: messenger RNA, 6822 nt
Organism: Engraulis encrasicolus (European anchovy)
Lineage: Eukaryota; Metazoa; Chordata; Actinopteri; Clupeiformes; Engraulidae
Gene: triob
Product: trio Rho guanine nucleotide exchange factor b
Exons: 50
Coding region: 10-6747 (2245 amino acids)
Biological process (GO): axon guidance
Cellular component (GO): cytoplasm; extrinsic component of membrane
Molecular function (GO): guanyl-nucleotide exchange factor activity; protein binding
Source: RefSeq, a predicted model, not a curated record
CAUGUAAUUAUGUGGAUAUUGCGUAUUGUAGAUGGUUCUCAUAGGAAAGAGCCUCUGAGGGCCGUGGAUGUGCUGCCCAUCCUGAGAGAGAAGCUGGUCUACCUGUCAGGGGGUAGAGAUCGUAGAGGGGGGCCCAUUCUCACCUUUGUGGCCCCUAGUGACCCCGAUCGCCUCAGACAGGAUGACUUUCGACCCCUGCUGGAGUACCUCGCCACCGUUCCCAGUGAGGAGGCGUGCCGGCACGGCUUCACGGUGGUCGUGGACACGCGUAACUCUCGCUGGGACCAGAUCCGGCCGCUGCUGAAGCUGCUGCAGGACGGCUUCCCCCGCGCCAUCAACACCACGCUGGUCAUCAAGCCCGACAGCGUCUGGCUCAAGCACCGCAGCUCCCUGGGCAGCGCCAAGUUCGACUUUGAGACCUACAUGGUGUCCAUCGAUGAGCUGUCGGGGCUGGUGGACGCGUCCCAGCUUCCCCCCGAGCUGGGCGGCACGCUGCCUUAUGAGCACGAGGCCUGGCUGGAGCAGCGCGUGGCCUUCGAGAGCUUCAGCUGUGACGCCUCGCGCGUCCUGAGCCGCCUGCAGGAUGUCCUGGGCCCGCCGGCGCCCACGCAGCGCUCCCUGGUGGGCGAGGGCGGUAGCGCGGCGCGACGCAGCAUGGAGGAGCUGGCCCUGCUGCGGACCCGCGUGACUGAGGGCGAGCUUCGCGAGCUGGAGGCCGAAGGCCGCCGCCUCCUGCAGCGUCUCCACGCCAACGACCCCCGUAGCACGGGCGGGGGAGGAGCCAAUGACCCGCUGGUGGCACGGGUGUCGGCACAGGUGGAGCGCGUGCAGGAUGCGCGACUGCACAUGCACCAGGUGUGGCAGCUGCAGAAGCACCAGGACCAGAACCUGCAGCUGCGCAUGUACGAACAGGACGUACAACAGAUGCUGGAGUGGAUCAUGCACAACAAGUCUCUGCUGUUGUCCAGCCACUCUGAGAUCGGGGCCGACCACCAGCACGCCCUGGAGCUGCAGAGUGAACACAGCCACUUCGCCCUUAGCUGCAUGGAUGUGUAUGUGAACGUGAGCCGCAUCAUGUCGCUGGGCAACCGUCUGAUGGAGCUGGGCCACACGUCUGCCCAGCAGAUCCAGCAGCUGUCCGGGCAGCUGGAGCAGGAGUGGAGGGCCUUCGCUGCCGCCCUGGACGAACGCAGCUGCCUCCUAGAGAGCUCCGCUGCCUUCCACCAUCGCGCUGAACAGUACCUGAGCAGUGUGGGGGCGUGGAGGGAGGCGUGCGGGGAGGAGAAGCUGCCCAGUGAGCUCCAAGACCUGGAGGACGGAAUACAGCAGCACCAGAACCUAUACGAGCUGUUCAGUACCGCAUAUACCAAGGUGAGUCAGGAGGGGAAGCUUCUCCUGGAGCGUCUCCAGCGCCCCCUGGCGGUGGCCGGCGGUGACUCGACGGCGCCCUCUGCCAGCCUGUCCCAGACGGUGCGGGCCGUGCUGGAGGUGGUGCACGAGGUGCUUCGCCAGCAGAGGGAGCUGGAGAACGGCUGGCAGCAGCGCAAGCUCCGGCUGCACCAGCGUCUGCAGCUGUGCGUCUUCCAGCAGGAUGUCAAGCAGGUGAUGGACUGGAUUGAAGACCACGGUGAGGUGUUUUUGAGCAAACACACGGGAGUGGGCAGGUCCCUCCAGAGAGCUCGAGCUCUGCAGAAGAGGCAUGAGGACUUUGAGGAGGUCGCACAGAACACCUUCACCAAUGCGGAGCGUCUGCUGGAGGCUGCUGAGCUACUGGGCCAGACGAGGGAGUGCGAUCCCCAGGAGAUCCAGCAGGCGGCGCAGCAGCUGCAGCAAAGGCUACAGGAGUUCGCCCAGCGUGUGGAGCUACGAAGGGGCUUGCUAAACACCUCAGUCGCCUUCCACACACACGGCAAAGAGAUGUGGGUGUGGCUAGAGGACGUGCAGGCGGAGCUCCAGGAGGAGGUGAGGGCGGAGUCUGUGGAGGCCGUGGAGGAGCUGAUUGGGCGUUGUGACCAGCAGCAGAGCAGCCGAGAGCAGGCCGCUACCACGCUCAACCAGCAGGGGGAGGAGUUGCUCCAGCAGCUCAGGUCGUGUGCGGUGAGUGGGGGCAAGGCCCCCCCCAGCAGCUCGGCAGCUCAUGUGCGCAGCGUGCUGCAGCAGGUGGGGGGCGUGGAGGCCCAGGUGGAGGACCUGCUGAGGGAGAGGAGGGGGCAGCUGGAGCUGCUGCUGACCCUGCGCACCUUCGAGAGGGACGCCGCACAGCUUCAGCAGUUCACCGAGAACACCCUCCGCCUGAAGAAGAGACACACGCACAUCGCACACCAGGGACAGCAGCUGCUGCUACAGCUACGGGAACUGCAGGGUACAGGUGUGGAGCUGCUGAGCGAGCGAGAUGUGGACGUGGCGGCUCGCGUGCAGGACCUGUUGGACUUCCUGCAGCAGAAGCAGCAUGAGCUGGACAGCAACGCCGAGCAGCAGAGGCUACAGCUGGAGCAGACGGCACAGCUACGCCACCUACAGACACAGGUCAAACAGGUCCUUGGUUGGAUCAGGAAUGGAGAGUCUAUGCUGAAUGCUGCGGUGAUCAGUGCCAGCUCUCUGGAGGAGGCCGAACAGCUACAGAGGGAACACGAACAGUUCCAGCACUCAAUAGAGAAAACCCACCAGAUGGCACUGCAGGUGCAGCAGCAGGCGGAGGCCCUGCUAUUGGCCGAGCAUGGGGAGGCGGAGCUUAUUCGAGAGUGCGCAGAGAGUGUGGCCGCCCACUGGCAGCAGCUCAUGCUCAAGAUGGAAGACCGCCUCAAACUCGUCAACGCCGCUGUAGCGUUCUACAAGACCUCCGAACAGGUGUGUGGUGUGCUGGAGAGCUUAGAGGAGGAGUAUCAGCAUGAGGAGGACUGGUGUGGGGGCGGAGACAAACUAGGUCCCACCUCCGAGAGUGAUCAUGUGACCCCCAUGAUCAGCAAACACCUGGAGCAGAAGGAAGCCUUCCUGAAGGCGUGCACAUUGGCCAGGCGAAAUGCAGAUGUCUUCCUGAAGUACCUGCAGCGCUGCAGUCUGCACCUGCCCUCUGAGCCCGCCCACUGCACAGACACCCAGAAGCAAGUCAGGACUAUCCUGAGUGAACUGCUCCAGAGAGAGAACCGAGUUCUGCACUUCUGGACCCUGAGGAAGAGGAGGCUGGACCAGUGCCAUCAGUAUGUCAUGUUUGAGCGCACCGCUAAACAGCUGCUGGACUGGCUCCAUGACACAGGAGAGUUCUACCUGUCCACACACGCCUCCAUGGGCUCAAGUCUACAACACACACGACAACUGCUCACAGAACAUGAGGAGUUUCACCUCACAGCAAAGCAGAACCGUGAGCGCGUGGCCGUGCUGCUGCAGCUGGCCGACGGCUUCCGGGAGAAAGGCCACGCCCACACGGCAGAGAUCCAGAAGUGGGCGGGGCUGGUGGAGCAUCGCCACAGCGAGUUCUGGCUGCGGCUGGAGAUACGAGGGGCCGCCCUGGAGGAGUCGCUGGGUCUGUCGUCCGAGACGACUAGCUUGAAUGAAGACGUGCAGCUGGAGCUGACGCCCACCAGUGCCUCGGGGUCAGAGGUCAAGCUGAGGGAGGCCGCACACGAGCUCAACGAGGAGAAGCGCAAGUCAGCACGCCGGAAAGAUUUCAUCAUGGCUGAACUAUUACAGACGGAGAAGGCCUAUGUCAGAGAUCUGAGAGAGUGUAUGGACACAUACCUGUGGGAGAUGAGCUGUGGCGUGGGGGACAUCCCUCCAGGGAUCGUCAAUAAAGAGUACAUCAUCUUUGGCAACAUGCAGGACCUCUAUGACUUCCACCACAAUAUAUUUCUGAAAGAGCUGGAGAAGUACGAGCUGCUGCCAGAGGAUGUGGGCCACUGCUUUGUGACAUGGGCUGAUAAAUUCCAGAUGUAUGUUCAUUACUGUAAGAACAAGCCAGACUCAACACAACUCAUCGUGGAACAUGCUGGCACUUACUUUGAUGAGAUUCAGCAGAGACACAGGCUGCCCAACUCCAUCUCCUCAUACCUCAUCAAACCCGUGCAGAGGAUCACCAAGUACCAGCUGCUGCUCAAGGACCUGCUGGGCUGCUGUGAGGAGGGUAAAGGAGAGAUUAAAGAUGGCCUGGAAGUCAUGCUCAGUGUGCCCAAGAGAGCAAAUGACGCCAUGCACCUCAGCAUGUUGGAAGGCUUCCCUGAGAGUCUGGAGUCCCAGGGGGAGCUGGUGGUGCAGGAGAGUUUCCAGGUGUGGGACUCCAAGUCCCUGAUCCGCAAGGGCCGCGAGCGCCACCUCUUCCUCUUUGAGAUGGCCCUGGUCUUCAGCAAGGAGGUCAAGGACAACGCCGGCCGCAGCAAGUACCAGUACAAGAGCAAGCUCAUGACUUGUGAGCUGGGUGUGACGGAGCAUGUGGAUGGAGACACGUGUAAAUUCGCCCUCUGGGCAGGAAGGAGUCAGGCCUCUGAUAAGAUCGUUCUCAAGGCCAGCAGUGUGGAGAGUAAGCAGGUGUGGAUCAGGCAGGUGAGGGAGGUGAUGCAGGAGCGCACCGUUCACCUGCGGGGGGCGCUGAGACAACCGCUGCCCAUCCCCCAGAGCAACGCCCUCGCCAGGGGCCGCAGGGAAGGAGAGGGCAUCUCGAGUGACGGUGAUGGCCACAGCCAAUCAGAUACCUCCAUUGCAUCAGGCUCCUCCCACAGCACAGCAGAGAGUGAGCAGGUGUCAGGAGGCUGUGAGCUGGCGUUGGUGGUGCGAGACUUCUCGGCAAGCAGCGGUGGGGAGCUGACGGUGCGGCGGGGCCAGAGGCUGCAGCUGAUGGGGGCCACCCCGGAGAGGCCCGACUGGUGCCGGGUGCGCUGCUCGGAGGGCGGGGGCACCAUGGAGGGCCUGGUGCCCCGCUGCUCCCUCUACCUGCCCCUGGCACACUGCACCACUGGGACCACCGAGGACGUGCACAGCAGCAGAGACUCUCUGUCCGUGUCCAGCCCUGACGGCGGAGUGUCGGGCGGUUCCCCGGGCAACCGUCGCUCUGGCUCGUCGCUAAGGAAGUGGCUGAGCAGCCCAGUGCGCAGGUUGAGCAGCGGCCGGGCCGACGCGCACGAGCGCAAGAGCAAGCAGCGGCGCGGACGCGAUGGAGCGCGCUCACCACGCGAGGCCGACCAUGUCACCAUCACCACGCCGCAGGAGGACAACAUGGAGGAGCGAGUGAGGGAUGAGGUGGUGUGCAGUGGUACCCUGUCUAAGUCGUCCUCGUCAGGCCUGCAGAGCUGUGGUGAAGAGGAAGGGGAGGAGUGCUCGGAGGCCGCCCCUCUACCGCCCCCUAUGGCCAUACAGCAGCACUGCCUCCUGCCGGAGGACUCCCAGGAAGACAAGAUUCCUCCUCGUCCAGCCACCAGGCUGACCAACCCUGACCCUCCUACAGCAGAAGAGCUGGUCACCGCCAUUCAGGAGCUGGUCAAGAGCAGAAUGGCACUCGAUGAGCAAGUUGAUGGGCAAAAUCCGUCCUGUUACCCCGGCAACCACUCUCUGCUGUCUUCCUCCCCUCCCGUCCCUGCAACAGAUGAACGCAAGUCGGCCUUCCUAAAGAGACGACACUUCGUGCUGCUGGAGUUGGUGGAGACCGAGAGAGACUACGUACGCGACCUCAGCUGUGUGGUGGAGGGCUACAUGAGGAAGAUGAAUGAGGAUGGCGUCCCUGACGACAUGAAGGGCAAAGACAAGAUCAUCUUCGGCAACAUCCACCAGAUCUUCGACUGGCACAAAGAGUACUUCCUGUCUGAGCUGGAGCGGUGCCUGGAGAAUCCAGACCGACUGGCUACUCUGUUCAUCAAACAGGAGCGACGCUUUCAGAUGUAUGUGGUGUACUGCCAGAACAAGCCCAAAUCAGAGCACAUUGUGUCUGAGUACAUAGACACCUACUUUGAGAGCCUGAGACAGUUGCUGGGACAUAGACUGCGCGUCACAGACCUUCUGAUCAAGCCUGUUCAACGGAUCAUGAAAUAUCAGCUCUUGCUCAAGGACUUCCUGAAGUUCUCACAGAGGGCUGGUCUGGACUGCACAGAGCUGGAGAAAGCAGUGGAGGUCAUGUGUAUCGUCCCCAAACGAUGUAACGACAUGAUGAAUGUAGGAAGACUGCAGGGCUUUGAGGGUAAAAUCACGGCGCAGGGGCAGCUGCUGCUGCAGGACAGCUUCCAGGUGGCGCAGGCGGAGACGGGGCCUCUGGCGCGCAUGAAGGAGCGCCGCGUCUUCCUCUUCGAGCAGAUCAUCAUCUUCAGCGAGCCCCUGGACCGCAGAAAAGGCUUCUCCACGCCGGCCUACCUCUUCAAGAACAGCAUGAAGGUCAGUGGGAUGCGACUCGAGGAGGCCGUGAGCUCUGACCCCGGCAGGCUGGUCCUGACCUCCCAGGCGCCUGGGGGCACUGUGGAGCACUUCAUCCUGCAGGCCCUGAGUCCCGCCGUGGGCCGAGCCUGGCGCCACCAGAUCACCCUCAUGUUGGAGAACCAACGCAACUUUCUCAAUGCCCUGACAUCUCCAAUAGAGUACCAGAGGGGCCAUAUGGGUGGGGGCAGCCCGGGCGCCUCCAGCAGCAGUAGCAGCAGUGCAGGUGUUGGUGUUGGUGUUGGUGUUGGUGUUGGUGUUGGUGUUGGUGUGGUUGGGGGGGCCACACGCUCCCGACCCCCCCAACAGCAUCCCCAUCAGCCUCGCUCCCCAGCCAUGGGCAAGCGACCCCCAGAUUGACAUCUACAGCAGUGGCCUCUCCAGCAUCUCUGUACCCAUCACCACCCCAUCACCCCACCGCAGGAGAAACCAGAG